GUCCCAGCGGGGGUUGGGCGUGGUGACAUCAUCGCCCAACAUGUGGCAUGAUUCACGAAAGAGAAAUUUCAGCCUCGACACACGUUUUAGCACGAGUCUCCACCGGCACCGGCCGCACAACUCUCUAGUACCUUCCCGAGAUGCCGUUCUACGCUGUUGCCAGGGGACACAGCCCAGGAGUUUACACUUCAUGGCCUGAUGCCCAAGCCCAGAUUAAUGGCUAUACGGCAGCUCGGUACAAGAAGUUUGAUACCAAAGAUGAAGCUGAAGAAUUUGUCAAGGAAAAUGCUCUCAACAAGCCAGUGGUAGACCGCCGCGAGAAGGCAUCAGGGGAUUCCCAAGUUGAAGGGAAAAGAAAACGAGAUGAUGAUGAGGAAGAAGAAGAAGAAGGCCAAGGAGAGAAGAAACUGCAUGUGGAUGAAGGAGAAAAGAAAACCGAGGAUGGCUUAUCUUUAGAUGAUGAAGGUUACCUUGUUGUUUAUUCUGUUGGGGUGUGCGAGUUCCAUGGAAAAAGCGGACAGAAAUCUGGCUGUGGUGUCUUCUUUGCAGAGGAUCAUGAAAGGAAUGUGUCUGUGCCUUUGAAGGGGAAAGCCUCCAACAACGCAGCAGACAUUCAGGCAGCCACUCAUGCACUUAUUACUGCUAAAGCUGCUGGUUAUGACAAGGUGGCAGUCCACACUGACUCACAGUUCAUGAUCAACUGCAUGACCUCAUGGCUGAAGAACUGGAAGAAGAAGACUGGAAGAAGAGUGAUGGAGAGUCCGUGAAGAAGAAGAACUGAUUGAACUGGAUAAGGCUACAGAAGGACUCGCUGUGAAAUGGAUCCACGUGAAGGCAAAAUCAGGAAUUGUCGGUAAUGAUGAGGCUAGGAAGCUGGCCAAGGUUGGCGCUAAGCAGUACGAAGCUGAUGCCUAAUACAAUUAUUCCAUGAUAAAGGGUUCAAAAUUUUGUGAUGCUUUACAGUUCAUCACUUACUGCAGUUUUUUAUCUUAUUAACAUCAUAUAUCUCUGUUAUCUCACUAUCAAUCGUGCAGUGGAAGAAAGAGGUUUAUAAAGAUGGUGUUUUGAAGUCUCUCUUGCUCAGAAGAAAGCUAAAUCAUGCCAAAAAAAUAUUAUAAUAUGAUAAAAUGUCAGAUUUUCCACUGCAUUUUUUGCUUCAUUCAUAAGUAUCUCAUUAUGCCUUCAUGUCUGAAUAUCUGUAUGCAAUUCCUCACCCUUGAAUUUAUCCAGACGCCGAUCUCCGAAAAAUGAAGGUGUCACGAAAUGAUGGAAUGAAUUAUUCCAGUCAUCACCUUGUCAGAUGUAGCUUUGAUUUCUGCCUGCCGAGAUCUGGAUAAGUGAAGGGGUGCGUGAAAGCAACUUAGGUUGUGAACACUGCCAGCGAUGUUAUUGGUGCUACUCAGUCUUUGUCUUGGCAUUUAUUUAGCCUCCAGAAAAUAAGCUUUAAAUGCAAGGUGGAAGGA
This is a messenger RNA of Penaeus vannamei (Pacific white shrimp), 1463 nucleotides long. Its product is annotated as ribonuclease H1. Gene Ontology annotation, molecular function: nucleic acid binding; RNA-DNA hybrid ribonuclease activity; magnesium ion binding. Lineage: Eukaryota; Metazoa; Arthropoda; Malacostraca; Decapoda; Penaeidae. The record is from RefSeq and is a predicted model, not a curated record. Gene Ontology annotation, biological process: DNA replication, removal of RNA primer.